AUGGAGGAUCUAUCAAGACAGUGGAAUUGCCUAUCCCUCUCCGAAAGGGAAGGGGAUGAUAUAAGUUUUAACAGAGAUCGAUGCCGGCAAGAGUUCAUCAUUGCAGCGUUGUUCCUAACUAGGCAUGCACUCAACAUGGAUGCAGUAGGCAGAACCUUCAAACCUCUUUGGAGAUCUCAAAAUGGUUUUAAGAUUUCUAAUGAAGGGGGUCACAAGGUUCUUUUUGUUUUUGACAAGGAAGAGGAAGUGGAGAGAAUUAUGUCUACUGGGCCGUGGAGUUUUGAUGAGUCCCUUGUAGUGUUACAGCGGUAUGAGAGGCACGUUGCAUUGGAUGAUUUGAAUUUCGACAAGGUCGCUUUUUGGGUGCAGGUCCAUAAUAUCCCCAUUAGCUAUAGAACCAGAUCAGUAGCGGAAGAUAUUUGUGAAGCUAUUGGGGUGGUGGAUCGCUCACCAGAUACUUCAGAGUGUGAGUGUGGAAAUUACAUUCGGGUAAGGGUUACCAUUGAUGUCUUUCAGCCUCUCUGUCGAGGUAGAAUAAUAAAGCUAGAGGACAAUGACAAGGUUUGGGUUACGUUCAAAUACGAGCGGCUCCCUAAUAUCUGUUAUUGGUGUGGCUGUCUUGACCAUGGAGACAAGGAGUGUGAUUUGUGGAUUCAAAGCAAAGGUACCCUCCAAAAAUCCUCUCAACAAUUUGGAUCGUGGCUAAGGGCAACCUCGUCGGGGCCAUCUAAAGGUAAUGUCGUUCGAGUUUCAGGGUUUUAUGAGGACAGGAAAGAAAAUUUAUCUUCCCGCUGGCGGAGGACUGAGAAGUAG
Quercus lobata is the source of this 813-nucleotide messenger RNA. RefSeq lists its product as uncharacterized. The transcript has a single exon. The record is from RefSeq and is a predicted model, not a curated record. NCBI's taxonomy places the organism in Eukaryota, Viridiplantae, Streptophyta, Magnoliopsida, Fagales, Fagaceae. Bases 1 to 813 code for a protein of 270 amino acids.